Molecule: messenger RNA, 1344 nt
Organism: Fusarium pseudograminearum CS3096
Lineage: Eukaryota; Fungi; Ascomycota; Sordariomycetes; Hypocreales; Nectriaceae
Exons: 4
Coding region: 1-1344 (447 amino acids)
Biological process (GO): carbohydrate catabolic process
Molecular function (GO): magnesium ion binding; L-rhamnonate dehydratase activity
Source: RefSeq, a predicted model, not a curated record
AUGUCAUCCGUCAAGGACUUUCCCAAAAUCAAGGCCAUUAGGUCUUUCAUUAUCGGUGGUGUUGGAUCGGGCGGUGAUUAUCAUAACGUCAAGGGUGGUCACUGGCUCAUCGAUAGCGAUAUUUCAACACCAGCUUCAAAAUGGGAACAGUACAAGAAGUCACGAACUAGCUGGGGUAUAAAUGUUCUGGGCUCGUUUCUGGUCGAAAUUGAGGCUACAGAUGGGACAGUAGGCUUCGCCACUGGCUUUGGAGGUCCGCCCGCCUGCUGGCUCGUUCAUCAGCACUUCGAGCGUUUCCUCAUCGGCGCUGACCCUCGCAACACUAACCUUCUCUUCGAGCAAAUGUACCGAGCCUCCAUGUUCUACGGCCGCAAGGGUCUUCCAAUCGCUGUCAUUUCGGUCAUCGACCUCGCCCUUUGGGAUCUUUUAGGAAAGGUCCGCAAUGAGCCUGUCUACCGCCUCAUCGGCGGCGCUACCAAGGAGCGACUCGAUUUCUACUGUACCGGCCCUGAGCCCACAGCUGCCAAGGCAAUGGGAUUCUGGGGAGGCAAAGUUCCUCUACCUUUCUGUCCCGAUGAUGGCCACGAGGGUCUUCGCAAGAAUGUUGAGUUCCUGCGAAAGCAUCGCGAGGCUGUUGGCCCCGAUUUCCCCAUCAUGGUCGAUUGCUAUAUGAGUUUGAACGUCAGUUACACAAUCGAGCUUGUCAAGGCUUGUCUCGACCUUAAUAUCAAUUGGUGGGAGGAGUGUCUGUCGCCCGAUGAUACUGAUGGAUUUGCGCUCAUCAAGCGUGCCCACCCUACUGUCAAGUUCACCACUGGUGAGCACGAGUACUCUCGAUAUGGUUUCCGCAAGCUUGUCGAAGGUCGGAACCUCGAUAUUAUUCAGCCCGACGUCAUGUGGCUUGGUGGUUUGACUGAGCUUCUCAAGGUCGCUGCAUUGGCUGCUGCGUAUGACGUGCCGGUUGUUCCUCACGCGAGUGGUCCUUACAGCUACCACUUCCAAAUCUCCCAGCCCAACACUCCUUUCCAGGAGUAUUUGGCCAACUCACCUGACGGCAAGAGUGUUUUACCUGUAUUUGGAGACCUCUUCAUCGACGAGCCUAUUCCUACCAAGGGGUAUCUCACGACCGCCGACCUGGAUAAGCCUGGAUUUGGGUUGACCAUCAACCCAGCCGCUCGAGCUAAGCUUAUCCCUAGUGACUAUCUGUUCAAGGUUCCCGAGAUCCCUCAAAAUCCCUCAACUGACAAGGAAAUCAAGUCAAAUGAGCAACCCGACAAGCUUAAUGGCACUCUUGACUCCCUUGCGGCCAAGGUAGAAAGCCUCACAACUUCGACGAGUUCUUGA